AUGUCUGACUCCCUAUACAAGGCGUCCCUUCUUGACCUGUUGCUCGAAGUCGACCCCCAUCCUCACAACGCUGAUCCAUCCAUUCAUCCCGUCACCAAGCAGCGACUGAUUCCCUUCCACCUGGUCCAGGCAGACUAUCACCUCUCUCCACCCAUCAAGCCGAUGGGCCGGAUCAACCCCGACGUCUUGCUCGAGAUGAUUGCCUUCGAAGCCAAUCGCCACUUUCCCGUCUUCACCUUCUUUCCCCGCCUCUCCGCCAAGGAAGUGGUACCUCAGGCGGUGCGAUGUGUCGCAUUCGAUCCCGACCUGGUCAAGGCCGGGAGGAAGGCGCUGGCGAUGGCGAUGGAAGCGCUGGUGUGGUUCAUGCGGGGCCGAGGAAGCAUGAAGAAGCGGGCUUUCGACCGAGAGGACAUCUUUUCCGUCUUUGCUGAUCCCCGCUCGACUGCUUUCGCGGAUCUUCAAGGCGAGAUGGCGGUCUGGGACAAUGUCGGGCUGACCAUCUUCCGCGGCUCAACCUACUGCUUCGAUACGUGCUGGAUCGGGGCUACGAUGAUUGUCUACGAGGGGGAGGGCCGAGACAUGAAGGUAUGGGUUCAGAAGCGGAGUGCGCAUACUUCUUAUGGAGGCAUGCUCGACACUACUGUCGGUGGCGCGGUAGAGACCGAGAGGACCGCCUGGGAGGGCAUGGCCAAGGAAGCUGAGGAAGAGGCCAACCUCUCCGAAAGCAUCAUGAAGGAGUACGCACGUUUCGUUGGGACGCUGAACUUCCAACUCGACCCCAAGACAGUGCCCAAGCCUCUCGUACACUUGUGCUUUGAUCUCAGGCGUCCCGAGCCUUCAUUCUCCGAUUACGCAGCCACUCAACCUCAGAUCUGCGACGACGAGGUGGACUGCUUCAUUCCCAUGUCAAUUCCGGAGAUCCAAGAAAGCCUCCAGCAGCGCAAGUUCCAGCAAUCUGCCGUGCCCGACCUGAUCUUCUUCUUGUUUCGCCACGGCUUCAUCACCCGCGAGAAUGAGCCGCAGAUCGACGAAAUCAUGGCGCGAUGUCAGCGGGAGCAUCAUGUGGCAUUCCCGCACCGCCUCACCGAGAUCGACCGAGUUUGGCAGUGA
Dioszegia hungarica is the source of this 1110-nucleotide messenger RNA. RefSeq lists its product as uncharacterized. NCBI's taxonomy places the organism in Eukaryota, Fungi, Basidiomycota, Tremellomycetes, Tremellales, Bulleribasidiaceae. The transcript has 8 exons. The record is from RefSeq and is a predicted model, not a curated record. The coding region runs from base 1 to 1110 and encodes 369 amino acids.